Pocillopora meandrina is the source of this 1935-nucleotide messenger RNA. NCBI's taxonomy places the organism in Eukaryota, Metazoa, Cnidaria, Anthozoa, Scleractinia, Pocilloporidae. The record is from the annotation of a GenBank genome assembly.
CGCCAUAUUGAAUAUCUUCGCAUGUUCUUUGCUUGUUCAAAAUGGUUACGAUUAUUAACGGUGAGAUAGUACAGGACAAUGAUCCGAGGGCGCAAGAGUUUCGAAAUCGUGGACGAAGACAACAAGAACAGCAACACCAACGAACACAGGGAUCACAGAACCAAAACUACCCUCCAGUCCAACAAGGGGGUUCUAUUUUUGAUCAACUUAACGAUCGACUGAUUUCCGCCGGUUUUCCUCGAUGGAAUUUGGGACAAAGUGUCGUCGAACCGAUUGUAUCGGUGGCGUUGAUUCUUGCUGUGGUUCUUUUUGGCUUCCAUGGUUUGUUAUUGGUGGGCGUUCUCUGGCUCAUCACGCAACAACGUCGACGAUGAGCAGGGUGUGAACUUCGUAAAAAAUUAAAUCGUAUGGCAUUCACGGAUUUUAUUCAAAUUUGAAACAGCUUCUACGUGUCGUUGAAGUCACGGACUCACUGCUGGACAGAAAAUCGAAAAAUUAGCAUACAAAGUGUUUAUUAUUAUUAUAGAAGGCACUUUUACAAAGGUAAUUAGGUUAAUUCCGGUGAAUCAUAGGAUGAAUUUGAUUAGUCAGCUGAUCAAGAGCUGGCGCAGAUUUUUAAUGAAUGGGUUGGAUGUUAUGUUGGUGGGCCACUUUCUUACAUCUCCUUCACUCCCCAGAUCUCAUUUGUAAUUCUCUUUACUCUAUGCCUCAGAACUCUCAUGAUGUUAGUUUGGAGAACUUGGUACUGGAUCAACUAAUAAUCUCCUAACUGAUAUUUAUUCUCAUCACUUGUCUGCUCGAUAAUGUAGGAGAAAUGCUGUCUUGAUCACUAACUGGAGUUAAGUUUAAGGGUUAAGCAUGCACCACACAAGAUCUAAAAUAUUAGUUUAAUUUUCAAUUUACUGUAAAAUGGUUGGAAAUUUCGCGUUAGAUGUGCAAUUUAGUCUCAUCUAGGACAAGGUGGUGAAUAAUAUCUGCAAAUCAGGCCAAAGCUCACAAAUCAGGGUGCAUGAAUGGAAUAAUAUCUGCAAAUCAGGCCAAAGCUGACCAAUCAGGGUGCAUGAAUGGAAUAAUAUCUGCAAAUCAGGCCAAAGCUGACCAAUCAGGGUGCAUGAAUGGCACUCCUUCUGUAUAGCAUUUUUAAAACCUUUGCUUAUCCUCCACUGUGUUUUCUGUACAUCUCCUGUGGUGCUGAUGAGAAGAAUUUGUUUAACAAUCAAGAGCUGCUUCAGUUAGUGAUCAUUUCCUUUAUUCUCAUAACCAAAAUAUGUAAUUCAGGGUAAUAGUGUUAAGAGAAAUUUGAUGCUAUUCACUCUCAGGCAUCAGAGAGUUAACUGUGACUGUUGUUAGCUUCGAAACUCUCUUUUACAAGGUGGACCCUAGUUGGCCUGUUUUCCAAAGUUGUUCUAAUUCUAACCUGUUCCAGGAAUGCAGUGACCGAAACAAAAACAAAGAAACAAGUUAAGUUAAAGGGUACCAACACAAAGUUAGGCAAGGAUUGGUCAGAGCCACAGAUCCUGCCAUUUUUUCUUCCUCCAUAGCAUUAGCACUACCAUUAGUGUUUUCUUGCAGAGACCCAUAAUAGAGAAAAUAUUAAAAAUAACACAAGAUGGACUCUGAAAAUAUGGUUGGCUAUACCACACAUGCUUGCCAAGGGACAGAGAAAUGUUGAGACAAUGCAAACUUUAUUGAAAUAUAUGGAAGAACUGGUAUGGAAUGCAAGCUGAUCUACAGUGCACAUGCUAAUCCUAUGAUAGCCUAUCCACAGCCAUCCUUUGCAAUCAAGUGAGACAUGCACAAUUUACAUCAUCAACCCAUGUGUCUCAAGUGAGCACAAAAAGGAACAAAUUAACUUAUUUAUAUACAGUGAUCCAGAUUGUAGAUAAUUUGUCUCAUUAAGUGCUGUGCUGGAUAUGAAUUUAAUUUUCAUCUGGU